CGCGGCCAUUCACAGUUUCAUGUCUCUCUGGGGACUCUGAAGGACUAGCCGGUGCGCGUCUCCUUCGCAGUUCGGACGCAUUUAACGCUUCGGGUCGCGAGCGGUGGAUUUCAGCAGCGAGUUGGAAUCCAGGCUGAGUGUGUGAGACGAUGUGGAUGAAGUUGGAAAGUAAUGAGCGAGGAUGCUGAAGCUGCUGGAGAGCCCGCUUUGUUCGGAGGAUCGCAGGGCUUUUGUGCCGCUGUUAUCCCGCAGCUCAUCCCCUGCUGCUUUGUCUUCACUUGGCCCUCUGAUACCGACCGUGAGCAGCAGUGUGGUUUGUCAGUCCUGGACCAGCAGCAGCAGGUCAGCACCAUGAGUCUGUGCGGGGCCAGUGCUGGUGCUGCCAGCGGGGCGAGAGAAAGAGCAGGAGCAGAACAUCACCGAGACCAACAGCGGCGUUCCAGCGACCGCUCACGUGAUUCCUCCCAUGAGAGAGGAGAGAGCCAGCUGACGCCCUGCAUCAGGAAUGUCACUUCUCCCACUCGCCAGCAUGACCGCGAACGUGGCGAUGGAGGCUCGUCCUCAAGAUCCUCCAGUCCUCGUCCUCCAAGGGUUUCUAUUCCCUAUUCUCACUUUGGCGGGGCUCUGAUCGGGGGACACAUUCCUCGGCCACUGGGUCUUCUUGGAGCAGACCGCCACUCGCAGACACUGGGCCCUGGACCGUGCGAUAUGAUCUACGUGUAUGACGUCAGCAGUAAAGAGGGGCAUCGCAGUGGACUGAGGCUGGGAGAAAGAGUUACGCUCAUUGUAGAUAAUACCAGAUUUGUGGUGGAUCCUGCCAUGUUCACAGCUCAACCAAACACCAUGCUGGGCAGGAUGUUCGGUUCUGGGCGGGACAACAACUUUACACGACCCAAUGACAAAGGGGAGUUUGAGGUCGCCGAUGGCAUCAGCUCCACCGUCUUCAGAGCUAUUCUGGAUUACUACAAGUCGGGGAUAAUCCGCUGCCCUGACGGCGUUUCCAUUCCCGAGCUGAGGGAGGCAUGUGACUACCUCUGCAUCUCCUUCAACUACAGCACCAUCAAGUGCAGAGACCUCAGCGCCCUGAUGCACGAGCUGUCGAACGACGGGGCCCGGCAUCAGUUUGAGUGUUACCUGGAGGAGAUGGUGCUGCCGCUGAUGGUGGCCAGCGCUCAGAGCGGAGAGAGAGAGUGUCACGUGGUGGUGCUGACUGAUGACGACGUGGUGGACUGGGAUGAAGAGUACCCUCCACAGAUGGGAGAGGAGUACUCACAGAUCAUCUACAGCACCAAACUGUACCGUUUCUUCAAGUACAUAGAGAACAGAGACGUGGCCAAGUCCGUGUUGAAGGACAGAGGAUUGAAGAAGAUCCGACUGGGAAUUGAAGGCUACCCGACCUACAAAGAGAAGGUGAAGCGGCGUCCUGGAGGUCGUCCAGAGGUCAUCUACAACUAUGUCCAGCGUCCCUUCAUCCGCAUGUCCUGGGAGAAGGAGGAAGGGAAGAGCCGUCAUGUGGACUUCCAGUGCGUCAAAUCCAAGUCCACCACCAACCUGGCGGCGGCUGCCGCGGACAUUCCCCAGGACCAGCUGGUGGUCAUGCACCCUCCGGGACCACAGGUGGAUGAGCUGGACACUCUAUCUCAGCCGCCGGGCUUCAGCGACCCCCAUCAGCAGGCGCUCGGACCGGGACUGGAGAACAUCCAGCCACCGCAAGGCUACGACAGCCCGAACCAGCAGGCUCGGGACACUCCUCACAGUCUGUCCCAAAGCAACCAGCAGCACGCCGGCAGCUACACUCAGGCCACUUACCACUACGAGCCAGACCCAGACACACCCUCACCCUCAGCAUAAGACUGCUGAGUUCACACUAACGGCAUCAAGACCACUACACUGACUCUAAACUACAACUGAAAACAUGUCAUGUGAUUGUAGAACUAACAGUCCCACCACAAAACGUAAGAAACUAGACACAGAUCCACUGGUAGAGAGGCUCCCAAGCACAGACGCCUGAUUGGCCUUCAACAGCCAAUAAGCACACAGCGUUCAAGUUAAAGCACCACUGGCCACUCGAUGCUUUGAGUGUGAAGGCAGACUGUGUUCCCCUGCUGCUCCUCACCCAUCCUCAUUCCCCCUCAACCCCCUCCUCCCAAAUGGCAAAACACCACUUUGCCUUCUGUUGCCCCUCUGCUGCAGCAUUGCUUAGUCAGCACAGAGUCCCGAUGAGCGAGAACCAUGUCCCUGUGUGUUCUUUAUUUAUAUGACCAAAGGAGACUUUAUAUCCAUUCUGUGUACAUGUGAAGAGACAGAACUCUAUUUCAUUCCGAGGGUGUGUGAGCUGUGAGUGUGUUGUUCUGAUGGGAUACCGUACCUAACUGGGAUAGUGGAUUUCAGUGCCUCUCUUUAGUCUGGCCUUACUGGGAGGCUAGUUAGUAAACUAGAUUUUAAAAUCCACUUCUUCUGGAGUGAGUGAAGGCCCCGGUGAAAGGCUUUUUUUUGUACAACAUACAGUCCCUCUGGUCUCUACAGCAGUUGAUUUGGUUCCUACCGUAUGUUGAGUCCAGAUCUUGACUCUUUUGUUCCUCUCCUGACUCCUGCGCUGAAACUCUGUACAGGUUCAUCACCACUGCUGAGAGCGCACAGGAAGUCAGAGAACAUGUUGGACACAAUGUUUUCUAAUAAAUGCUG
Molecule: messenger RNA, 2685 nt
Organism: Anoplopoma fimbria (sablefish)
Lineage: Eukaryota; Metazoa; Chordata; Actinopteri; Perciformes; Anoplopomatidae
Product: BTB/POZ domain-containing protein 10-like
Exons: 8
Coding region: 172-1851 (559 amino acids)
Biological process (GO): positive regulation of phosphorylation
Cellular component (GO): cytoplasm
Molecular function (GO): protein binding
Source: RefSeq, a predicted model, not a curated record